Messenger RNA from Schizophyllum commune H4-8, 1167 nucleotides. RefSeq lists its product as uncharacterized. Bases 254 to 730 code for a protein of 158 amino acids. The record is from RefSeq and is a predicted model, not a curated record. NCBI's taxonomy places the organism in Eukaryota, Fungi, Basidiomycota, Agaricomycetes, Agaricales, Schizophyllaceae. The transcript has a single exon.
GCAAGGAGACGGACGGGGGAUAGCAAGGAGACGGACGCGAUAGCAAGGAGACGGACGGGCGAUAAGCAGGAGACGGACGCGCGACAGCAAGGAGAUGGACGGGAUAGCACGGAGACGGACGCGCGAUAAGCAGGAGAAGAGAGCACGACGGUGCGUUCUCUGGCGGGGUGUAUGCACUCAGUCUGGAUGAGAUCGACGCGCUCGGUGUGGCGGGGUGUAUGCACUCGGUGUGGAUGAGGUCAAUGGACUCUGCAUGGAAGAGGUCGACGCACUCAGCAUGGAUGAGGCACUCGGUGUGGAUGAGGUCAAUGCACUCAGCACGGAUGAGGUCGACGGACGCGCGUCUGCAUUUCUGGGGUUCGCGGACCACCUCGUGUCCGAGCACAGCCUGCACUCGGGCUACAAGUUGCCAACGUCGGAGGCCGCAAGUCGACAACGUCAGAGGAGGACGCGCAUCCGGACGUUCACCGUGACAGACCGUCUGAGGGAACCGUCACCGCACUCUGAGGGAGACGGAUCGCACCGCACCUCGGGCCGACGAACCGCUUCGAUCGAGUCGGACCGACCCUCCGCUUUGACCACGGCGGACCGACCCUCCGCUUCGACCAACCUCCGCUUCGCAUGCUCGCUGGCUCUCGUGGCCGACCGUCCUAGCUGCCGCGCGGCCCGACCUCCCAAGCGCGACGCUCGCCAUGCGCGCGGGCUGUCUCUUGCGAUAGACGCUUCCUAACCCUCCUCCACUUGGUGCUCCCUUCCUCUGCCGUACGCGCAUACUAUCGUCCCUUGUAUACGCAGCCCAUCCUCUUCCAUACACGCCUCCCAUCCUCUUCCUUAGACACCCUAUCCUCCUCCGUACACGCAAUCCAUCUUCUUCCAUAGACACCCUAUCCUCCUCCGUACACGCAUCCCAUCCUCUUUGGCACACGCAAUCCAUUCUCUUCCAUAGACAUUCCAAUGAUCCCAUAGACCCGACUCUCCACAGACCGGACUCUCCACAGACCCGACCUACUCCUCUCCGUGCCUCUUCGCCCCGCUAGACGAGCACCAUCAUCCUUCGCACCCUCCCUCCCCCCCCACCAGUACUUCUCCCUCCCUUCCAUCACCUCGUGCCCUAACUCACGCAAACGCGCGCCUUCACCCAUCUCGUCGCGCUCCUUUACCCCUUAC